AGAGAAAUUCAAUCUUUAGUGAGGGAUGAGUGGGAGAAGAUAGUUUUAGCUUGCUAGGGUUACUAGGGCAACUUCAUCUCUUAAUUCAGCACUAUUGAGGUCUGGCCAGGUGCUGGCUAAGGGAGAGCACUCCAUUUGCCAGACUGACCUCAGGAUCAGCUUGCUGCAAAGGUGAUGUAAAGCCAUUUUUUUUCAUUGCUGUUAGGUCCUGCAUCAAGCACAGCUUAGUCCAGUUCAGGGAUUAUGCCAGUGUAUCAAGAUAUCACCCAGAGGUAGCUCACCAACAGUCUCUGCCGUCCAAUCCAUCAUGUCACUAAAUCUCAUGGAUUACGAUGGUCGGGUAAUCCAGAUCUGCUCAGUCAAAAAUGCUGAGCACAGCUAUCAGGCAGAUUUGAUGCAGAGGGUGCCUUUCCCACUUACAAGUGAUAAAAGCAGAGUAGAGCCUGGAGUGAGGUAGCCACUACAGCCAUAUUUCUUCUGACAGCAUCCCCCCCACCCAGAUGCGCACAAGGAACAGAAGUUUAUGCAGACCUUCCUUAUAAGUGUAACAUUUAAAAAGAUUAAUUAUGUAGGAUGCCACUGCUCUGUUUGUAAUUAAUGGCUGUGUCAUGUACUUCAGCAGGAUUCAUAAAGUUAGGAUUAAAAGCAUGAAUAAUUGUACUUGUACAAUAUUCUUUUUAUAAAUUAAUAAAACCCCAUUCUAACAGUUACUUUUUCUUCUGAGUUCAUGAGGAAAGCUUUGUCAAAUGCCAUGGGGGGAAAAAAAAAAGACUGAGAAAACAUUGUUAACACCUGAGCCAUCACUGUUUUAUUUUAUGUAUCAUAUCUAACUAAUACAGCCCUGACUUAGCUGAUAUGUAAACUGGUAAGAGGGAGGGAUCAGCUGUAUGGGCAUUGGAAGUCAAUGGAAAGGCACAAAGGUGUGUGAGAGGCUUGUGGACUGGCGAGACUAGGGGACAGACAAGUCAGAGGAGACAUGGCACAAGGGAAAAAGCUAGGAGAUGUAGAAAUGCUGUGGCCCUUUUGGAGGAUGGACUGAGAUCUUUAAUAUUCUCCAGUGUUUGAGCUUUCUAAAGGCCCAACAGUAUUUCUGCAGUAGUACAGCAUGGUUGUGUGCUAAUAUUUGCAUUUUCACUGUGCAGAAAGUGCCAGUCAGAUGUGGGACUGUUUGCAUCACCAAUGUACUGGAAGAUGCUAUUCCUACUGUAAAGCAUUUAUCAAUCCAGUUUGUUCAACACUGAAAAAACUAAUGGUAGCAUUUGCAAAAGCAUUCAGGUGACUCGUGAGCUCUGGUUCAAUUCACUGCUUAGAUUAAGAGACGUGCCACAUGAAGAUUUUUUUAACAAAGUCUCAAAUGAACUGGGAGAGGUAGCUUGGUGUACAGGUUUCCCUGGAAGAGACAGCAAUAAGCCUGAAGGUACUUACUGGAGAAGAGAAAGCUGGUGUAGAGAUUAUUAAUGUAGCAUUACUGGAGAGAGAGUGGAGUGGAGAGACAGCUCAGAGAAAGUGGAAAUAAGUGUUUGGGACAUUAGUUGAUCUUGCAGUGAUAACUGAUGGCAAAGAUGUUUAUGGUUACCUGGCAUUCCACUUUUCCAUAAGAAUCUUUAGGUGUUCAUUACUUUUAAAAAAAACCCAAACAAACUAAAAAAAAACCCAAACAAACAAAAAACAACAACAAAAACCCCCAACAAAAUCAAUCAACUGAAAUAAAACACCAAUAAACACACAUUAAAAAAUCAAAACCAAGGGUCAAGUCCUCAGCUUCUCUAGGAGUUGAUCUGUUAGUCAAGUGAGCUGCUCCUGACAACAGAGGAUAUUCCCUACUAUAGGAGAACGUGUCCUGCAUUUCUUCUCAAAUAGUUAAGAAACAUGUUCUCCAUUACUGCACAGAUGAUUCAUCUCAGGGAGUACUGUGUUUUUGGCAGUGAACUUAAAAUAUCACACUUUCAUACCACAAAGAAAUUAUUUCUUGAAAAGAAUUCAAGUACAAAACUCCCAACCAUGCCCUUCACUUUACUAUAAAUCAAAAAAGCUGUUUAUCCAGCUCAUUCAGAAAUAAUGGUGAAGUACUUAGCCAGAGUCUGUUGGCACGUGUUAGCUGGUAGUAUUUAAUAGCACUAUCUCUCUCGAGAAAACAUGUAAUACUGAAGUUUGUAAAAUAGCAUUUUUCUAAGACCUGAAGUAAUGUUACUGGGAUGAAAGAAAAUGCCACUUUUUAAUGUAAGGCUGGUUGUAGAAUAAUUUUUAUUUUUUUUUUUGCCACUUAACGUGUACACAUUGCUAACCCAGAAAUGCUUAUGCAGUCAUUUUAAACAAGUUCAAAUGAUCACACAGGUUAUAAAUAUUGAUGUUGAACAUGCUUGGCUUCACAGACCAUCCUGUGUAAUCUAUGCAGAAGUUUUGGGGAACACGGGUUGAGAAGCAAAUUGCAACUCAACAGUCCUACUCUCCAAAAAGGCGAAGAACCUCUUGGAAUUGUAGGCACUGCACGGGGAGUUGGGCAUGACAAGGAAGGUUUCCACCUCUCAGGGCACUCUCCAAAUAGUUUUGUGUCCCAUGGUAUGUUUACAAAGCCUAAAAUUUGGAUUUACCUGAAACAGUUUUCAUCUGGCAACUUCAAUGAGCUUUAGAAACGGAAACCCCUGUUUUCAGCUCUUGCAAACUGGUUUUGCUCCUUAGAAGUCAAAGGUAUUAUGCUGAUCUACACCAGCCACUGAUCUGCCUUUGGGAUUUGAUUGCAAACUGGCUCAGAGUUUCUGGUGAGAUAGUAGCAGGUAUGGACGGAAAUGAAUAUGCAAGGCGAUUUCAUGUAUUAAACUUGUAAUCUUUCCAGAACUGAGCAUUGACAUAGUAUGUUGCAUUUGCAGUAUCUCCAGGAUCACAGUACUAUUCAACAUAGGAGCUGAUUUUUCAAAGUGCUAUUCAUCUUUUUGCAGGUGUAUUUACAUGACAAAUUAGGCUGCAUAUGUUGCAGAAUCAGGCAAUUCUAAUAUUAGUGGGAAAGGCAACCUAUGUAGCAGCAGCUUGUCUCCCAUUUUGUGGGUGCUAUAUAAUUCAGUCUUCACACACAUGGUUUAUGAUACGCGUAUAUGGUUUUCGGAUACCUUGUUUCAUGCAAUAUACUAACUAAAUGAGCAGUUAUCAAAUUAUUUUUUCAUCUGUCAGUGUGUUUCCAUUGUGCCUUAGGCACUGCAUGCCAUACAAAUCCACACCAAAGUAAAGAAUUAUUUCUUGAUGGUCAUUUCUAUAAUGCUUCAUAGGUCUCACCCUCUAGAAGAAUUUGUAUCUAUCAACUGUUGCCAUAGGCUAGCUAGCUAGCAAAAACAACCAAGUUAGGUGCUUAGGACUGGUUAAAAAAAAUAAAUUGCUCUGGCUUCCUAUCUUCUCAAUGAAAACCCCAUGCAGUUAGAUACUUCAGUAGGAUCUAAAAGCCUAGAAGAUACUAAUCUUUUAUUCAAAUCAAUCUAUUUUUAGAAUAUUUCUAUAGUUAAGAACAUGUUGCUAUACCUCUUUUACAGACAGGGAAGCAAGGAGAAGCCCUUACAGUCAGAAGUGCCAGCUAGCAUCAGAGCAUUUUAACUCUCAUAUCAGCACUUCUUCAGAUCAGUCCUUCCCAAACUUAAUGUGCAGAGGUUCCUUAUUUUCUAAGCAUCAGGCUGGUUACUGCAAUAUGUUCCUUAUUUUCUAACAGUCACCACUUCACAUAAUUUGCCUGAUCUCACAGGAAUUCUUUGGCAGAGGCCAGAUUAUGCUCCAGUUCUCAGGUACAGGCAUUUACUGAGCCCUGGAUAUAAUCACCCUUUCUUCUCCCUGUUCCUUCUCAGAACCUGUGCACAGUGUGAGGAAAGGGUUUGGGGAAAAAAAAAAAAAAGAUUAAGUGAUCAUGUAACUGGGGACUGUACAUAAAAUUGAAAAUGGCACAGAAAACCUUCAUUCUGAUACUUCAAUUUUUGAGCACUUGACUUGGCAGUCUUGCCGUUCUUUUAAUACAGUUUUUGGGAGUGCAAACAUUUAAAGCUAAUGUAUAUGUAAGUGCUUGUGAAAGGUGAAUUCUCCCAUCCUGCUGCACUCAUAUUUCUUCUUUCAGUGGGUCAUUAGGAGGUCCAGCUCUUUAGAUCCAUUGCACAUCAUCUACCACUUGACUUAAGAGUAGACUUGUCAGCAGAAAACAGCAGCCGGCCAGAUUGACAAAGGGUUAGAGGGGAGGGGAGCAAGGAGCUGAGGGGGAGUGGAAUUUAGUGCAUUUCACAUAUAUUAACUAUUUGCAUAGAUAAUCUUAGACUUAUAAGUAGCAGAUGCAAAUUCUCCAGAGAAGUGUGUUUUAAGGUUCACCUCCUGAAACUCUUGCCUCUCUUCUGCGUAACCCUCUUCUUGCCCUUUACACCCUCCCCACUUGCUUUUCCAGUCUCCUAUGCCUCAACAGACUUCAUCCUCAAACUACCUCCUCCUCCUCAGUUGCUUCAUCUGCAACGACGAUGAUGGUCUGUUAGCAUUUUCCUCCCCUGGUUUUGCCCUUUCUCCCCUAUGCAUCUCUCAUCCUCCUUUUCCCUCUCUCUUCUUCUUUGGCUGCCUCUGUGCCCCGCUGUCCUCCACCUUUUAGGUCUUGAUUUUAAUGUUUUUGUACUCAAGACUCACCCUUUCCUCAGCCAUCUUGGCUCAUCAGAUAAUACAACUUCUCCUUUUAUUGUGCUUCUUUCUAUCUGUGGUUGCUUCUUUCUCCUCCUCCCUGCUGCCCGCAGGCAGCCUCCCAGCUCCUGGCCAUAGCUGCUGUCAGCAGCACAGAGCAGAGAUUGCAGGUUCUGUCCUGCUCAGAUACUGUACCAACAGUGAUUAGUCCAAAGCUAACUGCACACAUAAUCUGCAGCAAGGAGCACUGGGAGGCAGCUAAGAGACAGUGACAAUGUCUUUAAACUGGCGGACAAUUCCCACUCGACUUGGAGUUUUAAAAGUGAACUGCAAAGGACUGGCAUGCCUCUUGGUCUUCAUGGUGAGCAUUUGCGGCAGUGCCCCAGGAAUGUGUCCAACAGCCUGCAUCUGUGCCAGUGAUAUCGUAAGCUGCACUAAUAAGAACCUCUCUCGAGUGCCAGGAAAUCUUUAUAAAUGUAUGAAAAGGCUGGAUCUGAGUUAUAACAGAAUUGGGGCUUUGGAGCCUGAAUGGGUCCCACUGCUGCUGGAGAAACUGAACACUUUAAUAGUCAGUCAUAAUAGCAUUAUCAGCAUUGUCUCUGGAAGCUUUUCCACAAUCCCGAAUCUGAAGUACCUAGACUUGUCAUCCAACAACCUGAAGACACUGACCAGCCCCGUGUUUCAGGAGCUAAGGGCACUGGAGGUUCUCCUGCUGUAUAACAAUCAGAUAGCACAGAUAGAGUCUUCAGCCUUCGGAGGAUUGUACAAAUUACAGAAACUGUACUUAAGCUAUAACUCGCUCUUGCAUUUCCCGCUGGACUUGUACACUGGAAAAUUUAAACUGACAGACCUUGCGUUGCUGGACAUUUCCUUUAAUCACAUCCAGUCAAUGCCUGUUCAGCGCCUGAGUUCAGUGCCAGCCAAACAUCUUAGUGGAAUUUAUCUUCAUGGCAACCCAUUUUAUUGUGACUGUAUGCUGUACUCCAUGCUAAUCUUCUGGUAUCAAAGGCACUUCAGCUCAGUGAUGGACUUCAAAGGCGAGUACUCCUGUGUGUUGCAGUCAGACCCAAGAGGUUACAAUAAACUGCCUUUACUGCAGGACAACUUUCUGAAUUGCUCCGAAAGCACCGUCAACAGCUCGUUCCAAGCCUUUGGGUUUAUCCACAAUGCCCAGGUUGGUGACAGGCUGAUUGUACACUGUGACAGCAGAAUCAGCGAUGCAGGCACGCACUUUGUUUGGGUUAGUCCGGACAAUAGAUUGCUAGAGCCAGACAGGGAGACCAACAACUUUAAGGUGUUCCAUAAUGGCAGCCUGGAGAUAACAGAUGCCCAGCUAGAGGACUCGGGGCUGUAUUCCUGCAUUGCAAUAAAUAAGAAAAGACUAUUAAAUGAAACCAUAGAGGUUAGAAUAAAUGUUAGCAAUUUCACAGUGAACAGGUCCCAUGCUCAUGAAGCAUUUAAUACAGCUUUUACCACCCUUGCUGCCUGUGUAGCCAGUAUCGUUUUAGUACUGCUGUAUCUCUAUCUGACCCCCUGCCCAUGUCAAUGUAAGGCAAAAAGGAGGAAGAGAAAGCUGAACCAAAGCUGUGCGCACUCAUCCAUACUGAAUUCCACACUGCCGCACGAGCUGCCAGCCGACGAGAAGAAGGCUAGCACUGGUAAACGGGUGGUUUUCCUGGAACCUGUGCACGAACCAAAACACAGUCAGAACGGGAAAGUAAAACUGUUUCCUAACGACAACAUCAUCGCCGAGAGUAUCUUAAAAACUACUCGACCAAAAUCUGACUCCGAUUCUGUCAACUCCGUGUUCUCAGAUACACCCUUCAUGCCGUCAACUUAGUCUACUGCCUGUGUUUGUACCAUGCAGUUACAUUUCCGAAUACCUCCUUUGCUUGUAGCAACCAUCAGGAAAAAAAAAAAACAAAC
Molecule: messenger RNA, 6552 nt
Organism: Falco peregrinus (peregrine falcon)
Lineage: Eukaryota; Metazoa; Chordata; Aves; Falconiformes; Falconidae
Gene: AMIGO2
Product: adhesion molecule with Ig like domain 2
Exons: 2
Coding region: 4901-6466 (521 amino acids)
Biological process (GO): brain development
Molecular function (GO): protein binding
Source: RefSeq, a predicted model, not a curated record